This is a messenger RNA of Bactrocera dorsalis (oriental fruit fly), 4857 nucleotides long. RefSeq names its product opioid-binding protein/cell adhesion molecule homolog. Bases 2388 to 4196 code for a protein of 602 amino acids. Gene Ontology annotation, cellular component: neuron projection. The transcript has 13 exons. The record is from RefSeq and is a predicted model, not a curated record. Lineage: Eukaryota; Metazoa; Arthropoda; Insecta; Diptera; Tephritidae.
AAAAAACUUUAUAUUUAUAUACGAAAGUUGAACAAAUGAAUAAAGCAUAAUACAAUUAAAUUAAAAUAGUUAAUAAAAAAAAAAACAGAAUGAAAUAAAAUAAAAAUAAAAAACACAUAUUUAAAUAAAGUAGAAAACAGGAAAAUAUGUAACAUUUAUAUUCGAACAUUUAAUAAAUUAAUAUAACACAAUAAAAUUAAUUUAAAAUGAGGAAUAUUAAAAAAAAGAAAUUAAACAAAAAAUUUAACAAAAAAAGAAGACAAAUACUAAAAAAUUAAGUAAAACAAAAUAAAUGUAAUAAAAAUUAAGUUAAGAGAAAUAAAACAAAUUUAAUUUAAACAAUCAAAAUAAAUAAAAAAACAAAGGUAAAUAUUUGUAUGCACAAUAAAUUACCAGGACAAAAUUAUAACCUAUCUUUUAAAACGUUGAAGAAUUAGAUAUAUUUUAAGUUCACUGGAACAAAAUUCUUACAUAUAAUACAAAUAUAUUUAUAAAACAAUUUAAAUUAAAUGUAAAAUAAAAAAGUAAGAAUGUUGAGGGUAAAGUUGAAAAUUUUAACUCAGAAAUUAAAUGAAAAUAUGCAAGCAAAUAGUUUCGAUGAAUGAAAUAAAGCAAGAUAACUACUAAUAUUUUUUAUAAGACCAAGAUACAAUUAAUUUCAAUUUUCUAAUCAGAGUAUAAGAUAGUUAAAGCAUAAGACAUUCUAAAGACUUAACUAUGAUAAUAAAAAAAAUAUGUAGCAUUGCUAAACAAACCUAAAACAAAAGGUAUUUUCUCUAAUCCGCGCUCAAUAUCCGUAAGCGCUCAAUAUCCGUAAGCUACGACAACAUAAGCGUUGUGUCCCUUAUAUAAAAGUUUUUAGUAACAGCUCGACAAAAAUGAAUUUAACGAAGUCAAAAAGUUGUUUUCUCUAUCAAAUUAAAAAAUAUUCAAAUAGCUAAGUCAACUUUAAAGCAGACAAGCUGAUGAUAAUGGCUGAGUGGGCUUUUCAACAACAAAAAAGUUUGAAUUGCCAAAAUAAACUUUUAUUUAUAAAUGUGACUACAAUAACUGUGCAAAAUUUUCUUAACAAAAUAAUAUAUUUUAUUAAUUAAAAAUUCCGUAUUGAUGUAAUUAAAUUUUUUAUACUCGACAAAUAACAAAAUUAUUAUGAAUUUGUUGUGCGCUCAAAUCUAGUUGAGCAUGUAACACUGCCUUAAUUCCGUUGAAUAAUGUUAUAUAUUAUUGCUGAAAGCGAGAUUUGAAAUAACUUAUCGUACAAUAAGGAAAAAAUAGGAAAAAGUAGGGAAGUUGAUCUUUCCGUUACAGCUAACUCAUAUUUGGUGAGACUUUUUUGAAGUAGUCUAAAAAUUUACUUUUAUAGAGUACAAAGAGAAAAAACAAAUUUUCCAUCAUAAUAGAAAAAAAUUAUUAUUAUAAUAUGUAAUAUAUAUAUAUAUAUGUACACAACAAACAAACUUACCAAUUAAAUACAUUUACAAGUAUAGUAAUAUAAAGAUUGUUGAUAUGAUAAUACUCAACAAAAAAAAAAAAAACAUUUUAAAAAUUUCACAGUUAGUGAAUAUGCUCAAAAGAAAUGUGGUCAAGAAAAGCAUAUUAUUGUCCGGCUCUAGCCAGUCUGAGAUUGAAACAUCUCGGUAUUUGACAAGUCUAGCGAAAUUCCUGGAAUUGAUAUUUUAAAUACCGUAAGAAACAAUGCCGAAGUAAUUUGUGCAUAUAAAGUUAACAAAAUUGCUGAUGCUAAGUUUUAAAUUAAUUAAACAAUAAUAAUUAGUGCUUUCGGAAGAGUUGUAAGAGCGUGAUUGUCGAGAUAAAUUGAUGAACAUUUGCGAAACAAUCGUGUCGUGGUUUUGAAUCUAAUUAAGUAUUUCGGGAGAUAUCAUCAGAAAAUAAAAUAAAAUUUCUUUCAAUGUGAAAGUGAAAGAAAAUUUCUAUAGCAAAAAUUAAACCUAAAAAUAUAAAAGCAAGACAAUGGGGCAUAAUAACAAAUUAAAAUGGAAUCAAAUCUAUUUAUAUAACAAAUUUCGUAACAAUUUUGAAAAACCUGAAAUAGAAAUUUCUUAUUUUUCUUCAAGAGUCUUUAAUAUUAGAUAAUAAGAUUAUUAAAAUAAUAAAAAAAUAUUUAGUUCAUAAAUUAUUUAUAAAAUAGCAAAAGCUACUCUCGGUAGUCCAUUAAUUUUUAGUGAUUCGAAAACAAAUACUCGAAAUACAUACACAUACAUAUACAAGCCAAGUGAACGUCACAACUGUUUUAGCAUAAGAUUUUCGUUCGCAACGAAGCAACAGACAACCAUACAGUGGAUGUAAAUAAAUGCAUAUAAAUGUAAUACUUGCGGUAAUAAUAAAAUUAACGCGCCAAAUAUCGUGAAAGUAUAAAAUCCGCGAACAUGAUUGCACAGCGUAGAAUACGAGCGACGCUUGCCAAAGUGGCGAGAACGGUAGUAAAAACAAGAAUAACAACAACGAGAAAUACUACCAACAUUGUACCGCAGCCAAUGUGUAUAAUUAAAAUGAAGAGAAAAAGUAAAAUACCAAAAUUGUUGUUGUUAAUUACCGCAAUUUGUAUUAGCAGCUUCUGGCCGCGGUUUGGCAAUGGCAGAGAUGCUGGUGAUAGUUUACUACCGCUUGUCUAUGGCACGCAUAUGAUCGUCUCAGCUGGUGAUGCCAUCGCACACACGUUCACCAUCGAAAUGCGUGGCCAAAAUCACUAUAAUGAUGGUGGUGGAGGAGGCGGAAGAGACAGUAGUAGCAGUUUAGAAAAUAUUGAUUUUCAGAAUAUGGAUAUGAAUAGCUUUGAUCGCGAUACUGGCAUUAGUGGUGGACCAGAGGAGUCAGAGGAGCGCGAUCAUAUCGCGUAUCACUUCGAAAUGAAAAAACAUGAAGAGUUGCUCGAGGAUAUUAGAGAUGACGCAUCUACGAAUUUAUUACUUGAUAAAGAUCUACCAAAAUUCGGUGAGCCAAUACAAAAUGUCACGGUACCAGUGGGGCGAGAGGCGGUGCUGCAAUGUGUUGUCGAUAAUCUGCAGACCUACAAAAUUGCGUGGUUGCGCGUCGACACACAAACAAUACUGACGAUACAAAAUCACGUUAUAACGAAAAACAACCGAAUGAGCUUAACCCAAGCUGAGAAACGUGCUUGGAUAUUGAGAAUACGUGACGUAAAAGAAGCGGACAAAGGCUGGUAUAUGUGUCAGAUCAAUACGGAUCCGAUGAAAAGUCAAGUUGGUUACCUGGAUGUUGUGGUGCCACCGGAUAUUCUCGAUUAUCCCACCAGCACAGAUAUGGUGAUACGAGAGGGCGCGAACAUAACUCUGAAAUGUGCAGCAGCUGGUUCACCAACACCGACCAUAACGUGGCGACGUGAAGGUGGUGAACCCAUACCGCUGCACAACAAUACAGAAGUUAUCGCCUACAAUGGCUCCUACCUGACGAUCACUAAAGUCCAACGCCUUAAUAUGGGUGCAUAUUUAUGCAUCGCCUCGAAUGGCAUUCCGCCAACGGUCAGCAAGCGCGUAAUGUUGGUUGUGCACUUUCCUCCAAUGAUAUGGAUACAAAAUCAGCUAGUCGGUGCUGCCACCGGUCAAAACAUCGCACUUGAGUGUCAGUCAGAGGCGUAUCCAAAGUCUAUUAAUUACUGGACGAAAAAUGACACGAUAAUUGUACCAGGUGAGCACUUUGCAUCCGAAACUUUUGAAAGUGGCUACAAAAUUACUAUGCGAUUAACCGUAAAAGAUGUUGACACAUCAGAUUUCGGCUCUUACCGUUGUGUGGCAAAGAAUUCUCUUGGUGAUACGGAUGGCACAAUUAAACUCUAUUAUAUUCCCCAAACAACGACAGAACCCACAUUAGCACCGACGGUGGCUCUAAAUACCGUGCCAGUUCUGGUUACGAAAUACAACAACAAAGAUCAACGUUUCAGUAAAAAAAUUCACCGCACAAAAUCGAAUGUUGCAGAUAUUUUAUCGUCAUCAUCCUUGAACAAUGUUUAUAUUGGUGCCACGUCGAGCCUAUGGAAUUCACAAGAUCACGGCACGGGGAGAGAGCAUAAUCAAUCUUUACCGGCACAAAAGCCAGCUGACCAACUGGUUUCACCUUCAGUGGAUUCUUCAAGCGCCUUCUCUUCCAAUCAUAAUUCACAUCUUAAUGCAGUUUGCUGGACGUAUCUCCUUCAAGGAUUAUACAUGUUAUUUAGGUGACCCGAACGUCUGCGAACAUUGACUCAUUACUUGAUAUAAACGAGAAACGGAAGUAUUCCGUAUUGCAGUGGUAGUAUCCCAAAUUAAAUUAAAUUAACUUCAACUAAUGUAUCUCUGGAAGUACAUACAUACAUAUGAUAAAUUAGAGGUGCCUUUGAAGAUAUAAAGUUUAAGAAGUGGUAACAAAACAACAGAAAAUUUGCGAUGCUUGUAUAAUACGAUGUGAAGAAAUAUUUCGUUCCCACACAGUGGCCAACAUACAAUUUGAAGAUACUGUCAAAUUGUGGUGAAUUCGUUCAAAUGCCAUCACAUAUAACGUAAACAUGAAGGAGUUGAAAACCUCUACCACCGUUUGAAACGGUAAAUUUUAAAUGGAACUCAAAUAGAUACAAGGGAGAUGUUAUUUACACUAGGUGAAGACUUUUUGAAAUAAUAUGGCAAUGAAGAUUUGCAUAAAAUGAGUAGUGCAGCCGAAGCUUUCAAUACUGGAUGGAACAAACGGAAUAUGCUCAGAAUACUACCAAGAGAUAUUUAGUUAACGAUGCUUUGCAUGUUUAUAAUACAAUAUUUAUUUUAAUUCGAGAUAUGUGCAUGUAUGCUUGUAUAUUGUAGAAAUAUGUACUGUUUAUAUAUAAAAUAUGUUUUUAUUUUUGUACUGAAU